Messenger RNA from Elgaria multicarinata webbii, 2822 nucleotides. RefSeq names its product FA core complex associated protein 100 (gene FAAP100). Lineage: Eukaryota; Metazoa; Chordata; Lepidosauria; Squamata; Anguidae. The coding region runs from base 38 to 2680 and encodes 880 amino acids. Gene Ontology annotation, cellular component: Fanconi anaemia nuclear complex; nucleoplasm. The transcript is spliced from 9 exons. Gene Ontology annotation, biological process: interstrand cross-link repair. The record is from RefSeq and is a predicted model, not a curated record.
AUCUCGUGGUCCUUUUUCCAGGCUGGCACUGGGGGUCAUGGCACAGGUGGGGCACAGGGUAGAUUACCUGGCAGGUUUCUGCUGCCCGGUUGGGGGGUUGGCAGCUGGGAAGCCCCGGGUGCUGUGCCACGAGAACCGGAUCUACCUCUCCAACGGCACCGAGUAUGUCUACGUCUACGACCAAGAAGGGCGGCUGAUGAAGGCUGUUUACAGAUUUCCUGAUCAAGUGUGGCAUGUGGAGCUCCUGCCCUUCCACAAGCAGUUAUAUAUCCUGUGUGCUGGAGUUGGUAUUUACUGUGUGUCCUUGGACUACCAGAGCAGGCUAGCAAAGCGGACAGAUGGUGAGGAAAAUGACUGCUUCUCCAGCGUCUUCCCUAUGGGCUCCGACACCUGCACCUUCCCCGAUGCCACGCUUUGCACCUUCACGCUGCUCAAUGAUGUCCUCAUCACCCUCUCCCAAGUUCAGGGGAAGUGGUGCAUGAAUCUCCAUGAGCUCCCAGGCCCAGAGGACCGGGAGAACUUGCCACGCCAGCCAAUCAGCCAUGUGGACAUCACCACCAGCACCAGCAAUGACGGGGACCUGUCCCUAGCACACUUCCUCCCUGUCCUGUGUUGUGCAUCUUCUCCCAGCGCCAGUGACCACAAGGAGGGCCUUCGCCAUUCCGGGGCGUUCGUGCUGGAGGAACCCCUCUUCAGCCUCCUCUUUGGCGUGGAUGCCGCCAUGCUGGACUCUCCCAUGAUCCUCUGUGGCUUUCCAGAUGGGCAGCUGUGCUCCGUGCCCCUGAAGGCCUUGAGUUCUCCCGACAAUCGCAGCUGUGAUGAUUCGCCCGUCAAGAUCCUUCAUCAUUUGGAGGAGCCGGUGGUCUUCAUCGGGGCCUUGCGGACAGAGCGGGGGUCCUCAGAUGCAGAGGAAGUGCCGGCGUAUGGAGGCUUGGGAUGUGACUGUGUAGUGGCUUUGGGUCACUAUGGUAAGAUGGUGGCCAUCAAGGCAUCUCAGGGAGAAGAGGUCAAGGUCCCAGAGCUCCGAGAGUAUUACCUACAGGGGCCUGUCCUGUGUGCCGCAUGCAGUGGGGGCAGCCGAAUGUACUACAGCACUCAUUCUGACAUCUAUGCUGUGGACUUGGACAGCAGCACCCCAGAGGCUGAGAAAGUUGAGGACUCGGCAGGGACCCUUCCUUCUGCUUUGUCUCCUGCCAGCUUGAGCAUCUGCAGUGUGGUGGCGCUUUCUUUAUCUUCCCGGGAGUCUGAAGGUGAGUCUGAGCUCCUGGCUUUAUCUGCUAAAGGCCGUCUCAUGACCUGUGGCUUAUGCAGCCCGGAUGACACACAGCCUGUCAGGAUGAACCCAGACAAAGCUGGACAGAGGAUCAAAGAGUUGCUGUCUGGGAUAGGCCACGUCUCUGAAAGAGUGUCCUCCCUAAAAAAGGCCGUGGACCAGAAGAACCAAGCGUUGACAUGCCUGAACCAGGUGAUGAACGUGAGUGCGGCUUUGCUGUCGAGCCAGAAUGGCCAAAAGCCCAUCACGUGCGCCAUUGCUGCCCACUGGAGCCACAUCCUGGUUCAGGACACCUUGACGGUCUCCUGCGUCUUGGAGAAUUCGAGUGAGUGCAGCCUGGAGCGAGGGUGGACCUUCUGCGUCCAGCUUUUUGCCAGCUCUUCCGACUGUGAAGAGGACUCCUCCGAUUCCGCCAUCACCACCUACACUUUCCCUAUCGAUCAGCUCCUUCCUGGGAACAAGACGGAGGUGACCCUCCCUCUGGGCCCUGCCGAAGGCUCCAAGCUGGAGCUGCCUUUCACAGUCUCCUGCUCCCUCUACUACAGCCUUCAGGAGAUCCUAGGCACUGUCUCGGAGUCCACUGAACUGCUGGACGACCUGUUCUCUGAUGAUUCCCCGGGCCUUUCCCCGGACAGAGAAGGCAUCUGCCUGCCCUUGAGGGAAGUCACGAUUGACCUCCUGCAGUGCCUUCGCCUGGGCGGUGGCAGUGGCACGCCUGAAGCCACCCCACCUGCAGCUGCCAUUGCCCUCCCUGGGGAUCCACUUGAGACCUUCCUGAAAUUGUCCCAGAUGCAGUCUGACCUUGAGAGUGUUGAAGGGAGCGAUGAGCUUGUUCCAAGAGCGCUGAGCACCCUGGGAGAGGGUUACCUGGCUCCGUCGGUGGCUUCAAUCAAGGUGUCCUCUGAACUGCUGAGAACGGCCCUGAAGGACUUCUGUGCAGACACGUCCCUCUGCUGUGCUGUGCUGCGGUGGCUGCUAGCGGAAAACGCCGAGGUGGAGGCCCUGCGGAGCCAGGAUACAGCAGCAGUGCGGGGGCUGGCCCCAGAUGGAGGCCAAGUGCAGCUGACCAUCCGAGAGGUGGCUGUCAGUGACCUGAACCCAGCAGGCCCCAUCCAAGCAGUGGAGAUCGUGAUCCAGAGCUCCCUGCUGGCAAACAUGUGCCAGCUGCACCAUGCCGUGGUUAGACGCAUUCAGGCUUUGGUUUUGGAGCCAGCAGCCCAGGAUUCGUCUCCCCCAGAGAUCCGUGUGCAAUACCUCCACCAGAUCCAAGCCAACCAUGAGAUGCUGCUCAAGGAGGCACAGUCCUUGCGUGACAGUCUGUGCUUGGGGAAUGAUUCAGAUGCGACUGUGGAAAAGCUCCUGCACGUUUAUCGGGAGCUACGCAACCCCAGCCUCAUAGUCCUGUGAGCACUGAGCUGCGGUUCUCCGUCUUGGCACACCUCGGAUCACUCCGCUACCAUCUCUGCCCAGUGCCGGUGGGAUGAAGGGAGCAGCUGGCUGUACACCUUGUGAACGGACUGAGGGGCUGAAGCAGCGGCAUGGCCAGGAG